This is a messenger RNA of Aegilops tauschii subsp. strangulata, 1012 nucleotides long. Lineage: Eukaryota; Viridiplantae; Streptophyta; Magnoliopsida; Poales; Poaceae. The record is from RefSeq and is a predicted model, not a curated record.
AUGAAUAUUAUACCUUGUUCCCUUAAAACACUCAAGGGGUUAUACGAUAUAUCGGGUGUAGAAUUAGGCCAAGACUUCUAUUGGCAAAUAGGAGGUUUCCAAAUUCAUGCCCAAGUACUCAUCACUUCUUGGAUCGUAAUUACUAUCAUGCUAGGUUCAGUUGUCAUAGUUGUUCAGAAUCCACAAACCAUCCCGACCGACGGUCAGAAUUUUUUUGAAUAUGUCCUUGAAAUUAUUCGAGACUUGAGAAAAACUCAGAUUGGAGAAGAAUAUGGUCCCUGGGUUCCCUUUAUUGGAACUAUCUUCCUUUUUAUUUUUGUUUCGGAUUGGUCGGGUGCUCUUUUACCUUGGAAAAUUAUAGAGUUACCCCAUGGGGAAUUAGCAGCGCCCAAAAAUGAUAUAAAUACUAAUGUUGCUUUAGCUUUACUCACGUCAGUGGCAUAUUUUUAUGUUGGUCUUAGCAAAAAAGGAUUGAGCUAUUUCGAGAAAUAUAUUAAACUAACUCCAAUCCUUUUACCAAUUAACAUCCUAGAAGAUUUCACAAAACCAUUAUCGCUUAGCUUUCGACUUUUCGGGAAUAUAUUGGCGGGUGAAUUAGUCGUUGUUGUUCUUGUUUCUUUAGUCCCCUUAGUAUUCAAGCUCUUAUUUUUGCAACAUUAGUCGCAGCCUAUAUAGGUGAAUCCAUGGAGGGUCAUCAUUGAAUUGACUCUUUUUGGUAAUAGUAUUUUUUUGCAGCUUAGCUCAAUUCAUGUUCCAGAUAAUCUACUUGGUUGCAAAAAAUAGUUAGAAAUGCGUAUGAAUAUAUAGCCUAGAGUUGUAGGAGAGAGAAUAGAAUAGACUAUAUUAUGGAAUUUUCAAAGUAUAUAUGCAUUAAGGAGGAUGGAGUCAGGCUAGAUCUAUACUAUAAUAUCCUUAAUGUCUAUAAGUGGAGUCCUCUUUUAUGCGGGUUUCCACUUUAAGCAAUGAUUUUAGAAUCCGAUUCAAUAGAAAAUGAGAAAAUAUGCAAACAAAA